Helianthus annuus (common sunflower) is the source of this 1446-nucleotide messenger RNA. Its product is annotated as cellulose synthase A catalytic subunit 3 [UDP-forming]. Gene Ontology annotation, cellular component: plasma membrane; trans-Golgi network. Bases 563 to 1216 code for a protein of 217 amino acids. The transcript is spliced from 5 exons. The record is from RefSeq and is a predicted model, not a curated record. Lineage: Eukaryota; Viridiplantae; Streptophyta; Magnoliopsida; Asterales; Asteraceae. Gene Ontology annotation, biological process: cellulose biosynthetic process; plant-type primary cell wall biogenesis. Gene Ontology annotation, molecular function: cellulose synthase (UDP-forming) activity.
GGAUGUCUUAAUUAACAUCUUGAAUGCAGAAUCAACCAUCGUUCCAUCAAUUUCCUACACCCUAAUCGAUUCAUAUUAUCAUUAUCGUUAUGAUGUUAUAAAGGAGGUGAGAUGUGAGGGCAGGGGAGAAUUCAACAACUGACGUUUCCGUCACCGUCGUCAUCGCCACCCUCACUGCCACCAUCUGACGCGAUGGCUGUUUAUUCAACACCGCCGGCGACGGUGGGUUCCUAGCCAGGCUCAGACUAUGUCGAUGCAAAUGGUUAUAGGUGCUGGCGGCGAGGAAGGUUGUUUAGGAUUUCGAUCUCCGAAUACAAUUGGUGAUAUUUGGCAGUGAGAAUUACCUGACAUUUUGGGUCUUCUCUCCACAAGUAACAAGUUACAAAUGUGUUGGGCUGGUAUUCAAUCAUCAAAAGCCUAACAAUACAAAAGUGAGGGGGCCACUACUACUAAAUCUUCAUGGAAUGCACCUGCUAAUGUUAGAGCUGUGGACCCUGCAAGGGAGUUCGGAAGCACAGGAUUAGGAAACCUUGCUUGGAAAGAGAGAGUUGACGGCUGGAGGAUGAAACAAGAUAAGAAUGCGGUUCCGGUUCCAUUGACCACUAGCCAUGCUGCUUCUGAAAGAGGUCAAGAUAUCGAUGCCACCACUGAUGUGCUGAUCGAUGACUCGUUGUUGAAUGAUGAAGCCCGCCAACCACUUUCUAGAAAGGUUUCUAUUUCAUCAUCCAGAAUAAAUCCUUACAGAAUGGUUAUUGUACUCCGAUUGGUCAUUCUGUGCAUUUUCAUGCACUACAGAAUAACGAACCCUGUGACCAAUGCGUAUCCGUUGUGGUUACUUUCUGUUAUAUGUGAAAUAUGGUUUGCAAUAUCUUGGAUAUUGGAUCAAUUCCCCAAUUGGCUACCAGUAAACCGUGAAAUAUAUCUCGACAGACUAGCUCUUAGGUAUAACCGGGAAGGAGAACCGUCACAGUUAGCUGCUGUUGACAUAUUUGUUAGUAUUAUGGAUCCCUUAAAGGAACCGCCUCUUGUGACAGCAAACACUGUUCUAUCUAUACUUGCAGUUGACUAUCCAGUUGACAAGGUUUCAUGCUAUGUUUCUGAUGACGGAGUUGCUAUGUUGACUUUCGAAGCUCUAGCCGAAACAUCAGAGUUUGCAAGAAAAUGGGUUCCUUUUUGCAAGAAAUAUAACAUAGAGCCCCGAGCUCCAGAAUGGUAAUUUUUCCAGAAAAGUGACUACCUCAAAGACAACAAAAUUCAGCCAACUUUUGUCAAAGACCGUCGAGCUAUGAAGGUAGAAACCAUUUGACGCAAAUCAUCUUUGAUUCUUUGCUAUUUCUCGAGUAAAAAUUGGUACUUUGUUCCUUUUUUGGAGAGAGAAUAUGAAGAAUUCAAAAUUUAUGUAUCGUGUUUUUAUGGUGUUUUUAUUGCUAAUUGUCAUUUGCUUUA